This is a messenger RNA of Penicillium malachiteum, 258 nucleotides long. RefSeq lists its product as uncharacterized. The coding region runs from base 1 to 258 and encodes 85 amino acids. The transcript is spliced from 3 exons. The record is from RefSeq and is a predicted model, not a curated record. Lineage: Eukaryota; Fungi; Ascomycota; Eurotiomycetes; Eurotiales; Aspergillaceae.
AUGGAUAAGCUCUCUGGUCUCGCUUCCAAGCUGGGUGGUGGCUCUAGCUCUAGCUCUGGCUCCAACUCAAACCAGGCUUCUGGCAAUGAAGACUACCUUGACAAGGGUCUUGACUCCCUCGAGUCCAAGUUCGGUGGCGGCAAGGUCGAUCCCCACUCUUCCAAGAUGCGCGAAACCAACGAGAAGAUCACCGAUACCGCUCGUGAGAAGUUUGAAUCCCUCACUGGCAAGAAGGUCCCCGAGAAGUUCUCCAACUAG